Messenger RNA from Fusarium mangiferae, 321 nucleotides. RefSeq lists its product as uncharacterized. The transcript has 3 exons. NCBI's taxonomy places the organism in Eukaryota, Fungi, Ascomycota, Sordariomycetes, Hypocreales, Nectriaceae. The record is from RefSeq and is a predicted model, not a curated record. Bases 1 to 321 code for a protein of 106 amino acids.
AUGCAGAAGCCGAACAAGAACCGCUACGAGCGGUGUUCUCGUGGUGGAGAAUGCACUGUCAUUCCUCCUGACGCGAGGGGUGUUUGCCUCUUCUUUUGGACGUAUCACCGCGCUCAUCCCAAUGUCAAUGAUGAGGAUGAUGAGGAUGACGAGAAUGAGACCAACCCGUCUGAUAUCGCCAAGGAGAAGGGAAAUCGUCGCAUCGCUGCGAAGACCAUUUUGAAGGGUUACUUCACGGGAGGAACAGAGUCUAUUCCGCCUGAAAGAGGGAAAAAGUUAAUGUGUUAUUUUGACCGAGUGGCUUGGAUUUAUCUUACGUGA